Messenger RNA from Venturia canescens, 1440 nucleotides. RefSeq names its product SDR family oxidoreductase shroud (gene sro). Gene Ontology annotation, biological process: steroid metabolic process. The transcript is spliced from 6 exons. Gene Ontology annotation, cellular component: intracellular membrane-bounded organelle. Gene Ontology annotation, molecular function: oxidoreductase activity. Bases 164 to 1099 code for a protein of 311 amino acids. The record is from RefSeq and is a predicted model, not a curated record. NCBI's taxonomy places the organism in Eukaryota, Metazoa, Arthropoda, Insecta, Hymenoptera, Ichneumonidae.
UGGCGUCUUCGGAUUGAAUUAAACGUAACGGUACAGCGGGGACUUAUUUGCUGGGCGGCAUCUGAUUGAUCCGGUGGCAUUGAACAAUUUUCAAACACGACUGUAAGAAAAAAGCUGGUCACUCGCUGUUAAAUGUUCGCUCAUCGUUCUCGGGGGCUGCGGCAUGACACGUUGGUACAAAGCACAACGAGAGGAGCCAAAAGAGAGACAAGUUGUUUUGGUGACCGGAUGCGAUACCGGUCUCGGUUUCAGUCUCGCCCUUUAUUUGAGUACGAUGGGAUUUCGAGUGGUUGCCUCCGUUCACAAGUCCGAUAGCGCUGGCGCGAUCGAAUUAUCCAAAAUUCCUCAAAUAUUCGUACACCAAUUGGACUUGACGAUCAGCGAGAGUGUCCAAAAGUUUGGCGCAGCGGUUCGAAAUUAUCUUCAACAGAAUCAAUACAAUUUACGUGGUUUCGUCAACAACGCCGGAGUCAUGAUAUUCGGUGAAUUCGAGUGGCAAUCGGAGGAGCAAACGAGGCAUCAGAUCGAGGUUAAUCUCGUGGGGACGAUGAGAGUUACCCGAGAGUUUAUGCCGACUAUGAGAAAACAUCGGACGCGAUUGAUCAUCGUGACGAGUCAUUGCGCCGGUGAACCUUUGCCCGGCGUUGCUACUUACGGGGCGACUAAAGCGGCCCUCAGCGCAUGGGCGACCGCUCUGAGGGUCGAGCUCAAGAAAUACCACAUCGACGUCGUCAACUUCGUGCCUGGUUCGUUCAUCCGCGAGAGCAAUUUGCUGUCCCAGCAAGCGAGCCACUUCGAAAAGAUGUACUCGGCGAUGGACCAGGAAACUCGAGCUUUUUAUGGGGACUAUUUCACAAGAUAUGCCAAUUAUCUUUCCGCUAUCGCGCCGAACGACUUGCCACGAAGACUGAUGGACCGGUCGAUCUACAACGCAUUCGAGGGAGCGAUACUCGAUCGCGAGCCCAAAGCUCUCUACAGGGCCGAGCCGAAGCGAUACAUGUUUUAUCGCAUAAUGUUCAAGAUCUCCCCGACAAAAUUGCGCGAUUAUUUGGUUGUGAAAUUCAUCAACUUGCCCGAGUGGAAGGCCAAAAUUGAGUGAUCCGCGAUCGGAGUAAGCGAUUCGCGAGAGCCAGUGGUAUUCGCAUCGUUCUCGGAAGUUCGACAACCUCGAUCAAGGUGAACGGUGCUCCGAGGAUACGAGAACCUUGGCAGGAUUUUUCACGGAUUAUUAAUAUCCCUCGGCGUGACCGUUAACGGAGCCCAGGCGAGCCCCGUUCGAGCUUUCAGCAAUCCGAAAUGAGCUCAGACAACAUCGCGCUCUCUUCAAAAACUUACGAUUAUUCAAAUAAAUUUGAGAUAAAAACAAAACGAAUCUUGCUACAGUUUUAUGAUUUAACGUGUAUCACAGGCACGAAUCAAUAAUAAAUUUUUACCAAUUUU